Messenger RNA from Microsporum canis CBS 113480, 1362 nucleotides. RefSeq names its product ACC synthase. The record is from RefSeq and is a predicted model, not a curated record. Gene Ontology annotation, biological process: amino acid metabolic process; biosynthetic process. The transcript has a single exon. Gene Ontology annotation, molecular function: pyridoxal phosphate binding; transaminase activity. Bases 1 to 1362 code for a protein of 453 amino acids. Lineage: Eukaryota; Fungi; Ascomycota; Eurotiomycetes; Onygenales; Arthrodermataceae.
AUGGGCUUGGAAGACGACCGUGCCCGGCGGGCCGCGGUCUCCCAUCGUGCUGCAAAAGUCGCAAAAGAGACGGAAGCCAACAUGAUGUGGGAUGUGUUUACCAACCUCUACGAUGCCACGACAAAUAAAGAUGGAUUCGUCAAUGUCGGAGUGGCAGAGAACUUCCUGAUGCAUGAUACGUUACUUGAAUAUAUCCGUACCCAUGCCGACCUGCCUCAGAAGUAUCUCACGUACAACGACGGCGGGGAUGGGUCCAAAAGACUGAAGACAGCCGCCUCUCGAUUCCUGAACCAACAUUUGAAACCGGUUGUACCGCUGACACCUGAGCAUCUUCUCGUGACCAACGGGGUGUCGGCGGCUAUAGAGCAUCUGGCAUGGGCGUUCACCAAUCCAGGCGAGGGCAUCUUGCUCGGACGACCACAUUACGGGGCCUUUGUGCCGGACAUGGAAUCCCGUCCGGAGGCCGAGGUGGUGCCCGUCUCCUUUGACGACAUCGAUCCCUUCGAAGUGAGAUGUGUUGCCAAGUAUGAAAAGGCGUUGCUGGAGUUCGAGGAGCGAACGGGCAAGCGUGUUCGGGCGCUGAUGCUCUGCCACCCGCACAACCCGCUGGGACGAUGCUACCCACGCAACACAAUCAUCGAAUUGAUGAAACUGUGUCAAAAGUACCAGAUCCAUCUUAUCAGCGAUGAGAUAUAUGCACUGUCCGUAUGGGAGAACACCGUGGACACUGCACCGGCACCCGUUGAAUUCAUCUCCGCCCUCUCGAUUCCAACCGAGGGCUUGAUCGACCCCAACCUCCUCCAUGCGCUAUGGGGCAUGAGUAAAGACUUUGGCGCCAACGGCAUCCGCGUGGGGGUUAUCAUAUCCCAAUCCAACCCGGGCCUGCUGGCCGCUCUCAAGGGGCCGACACUCUACUCGUACGUGUCAGGACUAUCCGACCACAUCGCCUCUAGUAUUCUCGAAGACGACGCUUUUACCAACAACUACAUCACCGUGAAUCAGCGAAAGUUAUCCGAGUCCUACGCCUUCGUCGCGCAGGCCAUGCAAGACCACGGCAUCGAGUAUGCAACAGGCUGCAACGCGUCUUUCUUCAUCUGGGUCAAUCUAGGCAAGACAUAUCUACGGAACAAACGCGCGACGAGACGCGACGAGACGCCGACAGAUCUAACCCGUACGGUCAUGGAGGCGCUCAAAGCUAAGCGCGUCUUCCUCGCUGACGGCACAGCCUUCGGGUCCGAAAAACCAGGCUGGUUCAGGAUCGUGUUUUCGCAUCCACGGCCCUUCCUGGACGAGGCGCUGGGACGAAUCAUGGCUGCUAUCGGAGAGCCAUACAAGUAUGCGACGGCACCCCCAAAGCUCUAG